AUGAGCCCCUUCCGGCUUGUAUAUGGUAAAGCAUGCCACUUACCGGUGGAGAUUGAACACAAAGCAUAUUGGGCCGUAAAGGAGUGUAAUAUGAACUUAGGUGGGGCCGGCAUAGAAAGAAAGCUUCAAUUGGCGGAAUUGGAAUGCUUAAGACAAGAAGCCUACGACAAUGCUAGACUUUACAAGGAAAAGUUGAAAGCCAUCCAUGACAAAAACAUUAGAAGAAAGGAGUUCCAACCCGGUGACUUAGUACUUCUCUACAACUCAAGGUUGAGACUACUACCCGGAAAGCUAAGAUCAAGGUGGGAUGGACCUUACCAAGUGGAGAAAGUAGAACCUUAUGGGGUCUACCACCUGCGUCACCCAACAAGCCCGGAUAUCUUCAAGGUAAACGGACACCGUCUCAAAUUGUAUCAUGGUGAGCAAAGAAAGAACUCCAAGGAGAUUGAAGUGUUCCUCUUGAGGGAUGCAACUCUUGAACAAGCGCAAUGA
Molecule: messenger RNA, 492 nt
Organism: Arachis duranensis
Lineage: Eukaryota; Viridiplantae; Streptophyta; Magnoliopsida; Fabales; Fabaceae
Exons: 1
Coding region: 1-492 (163 amino acids)
Source: RefSeq, a predicted model, not a curated record